This is a messenger RNA of Phycodurus eques (leafy seadragon), 2944 nucleotides long. It is a transcript of the gene abi3b, whose product is annotated as ABI family, member 3b. Lineage: Eukaryota; Metazoa; Chordata; Actinopteri; Syngnathiformes; Syngnathidae. The transcript is spliced from 9 exons. Gene Ontology annotation, molecular function: SH3 domain binding. Bases 738 to 1976 code for a protein of 412 amino acids. The record is from RefSeq and is a predicted model, not a curated record. Gene Ontology annotation, cellular component: lamellipodium.
UGCACACACACUGUGAUUAAGCUGGACUGUAGCUUCUUUCCAGCCAGCUCUGUUGCGAGCACUCUUAUCUGUGGUUUUCUCAGCAGACGGCUGGAAGGAAAAAGCAGUGACGCCAAGAUGAAGCCUUAACUCCAACCUUUGUGCACUUCCCCUCCAUUUUUGUCUUUUUUUCUUGAUCACUUUUUUUCAGCUGGCCUCUAUCCAGCCAUACAAGCACAUUGUCUUUCGAGAUGCCAAGCGGAACCUCAUUUGCCCUGAAACCAAAUCCUUCUCAUCUCCGAUGCUGCAGCCACGACACUCUUUCAUUGAUGAGUCUCCAUUUCAUGGAGAAGAGCUGGACACAUUCUGCCGCCUGACCCUGUUGCCUCGGGCACAGCGGGGGCCUGCAUCUCCACCUGUUCUCCAAUCCUGGAUGUUAUAGAGAAUUCCUGUUGUGACAGCUGUACAAGCACGGACAUCACAAUAAAAGCCUCAGACCGGGCAGCAUCAGCAUCUGGAGUCCGAUCCGAGCGGCUAGAGAUACGACGGGCUACGGGGAGAUAAGAUGACACGGCGGCCGAGCGGAGAAGAGACUUUUCAGCGCCUCCCUGACCGCCGCGAGAAGGGACUCGACAUACUUUGCUCUAUGGAGCAACGCCUCAGUCAGAUCCCAGAACCAAAACCAUCCUCCUCCUUCAAGUGGCAACAUGAACGAGUCUACAGCAGCAAAAAAAAAUUCCAAACGAUUUUAGAUAGCAAUGGAGGACAAGAAGAACUUUUCGCAGGUUAUUUCUCAGAUUUUCCAGGAGGCGCCGACGGCCAGGAAGCAGUUGAUUGAGAACCAGGACAACCUGCAUCAAGUUGCAGACUACUGCGAAAACAACUUUCUGCAGGCGGAUGACCCGACCGAGGCGCUCCAGGAGGCCAAGGCUUUGGCCAUUCAGGCGUUGGCCAGCGUGACUUAUCAAAUCAACAGCGUGGCCACUUUGUUGCUCCGAGUGCUGGACUCUCAGGCCGUGCAGGUCAAGAGCAUGGAGUCCUCGGUCAACCUCAUGUCGCUGGCUGUUUGUAUGCAUUGCGAGAAAGUGGCCAGGAGAGAGAUCAGCACCUUCACUACAUCCAAAAGCAACGCAGGCGUCAAUCGUGUGGCACCGCCCGCUUCGGGCAGGGAGCCAGCCAGAAGCUAUUCGCGGGUGCCGAUAUCAUACUCCAUCUUGGACGCCACUGGGCACAGCUUCCAGGUCUCCCAGGAGACCCUCAGAAGCAGGACAAGGACCACUGACAGCACGCAGAGCAAUGAAGAGGCCCCUAUAACGAGCCAAGGCAUUGCUGUGCCUCUGCCAUCUGUCCCCACCUUGCCUGCUGACUCCAACUUCUCUGAUGACCUCCCUGCUCCUCCUCUUCAAGCUUCGAUGGACGCCGGUUCGUCUGCUCCACCUGCACCACCUCCUCCGACCAAUAUGGACAGCGGCUUGCCGCCUCCACCUUUCUUGGCCUCACCAACAUGUCUGCCACUACCACCUCCACCUUCUCCUCCACCAUCAAGCAACCUCUUUUCGCCCGUCUCUCUUCCCCCUCCACCUCCUCCAGUUGCAGGAGCUGCUCCUCUUCCCCCACCUCCUCCACCUCCACCUGUAGUGGGAACUGCUCCUCUUCCCCCACCUCCUCCACCUCCACCUGUAGUGGGAACGGCUCCUCUUCCCCCACCUCCUCCACCUCCACCUGUAGUGGGAAAGGCUCCUCUUCCCCCACCUCCUCCACAUCCACCUGUAGGAGGAACGGCUCCUCUUCCCCCACCUCCUCCACCUCCGCCUGUAGCAGAAACGGCUCCUCUUCCCCCACCUCCUCCUGUAGCGGGAACGGCUCCUCUUCCCCCACCUCCUCCAUCUGUGAUGGGAGCUACCACUCUUCCUCCUCCACCACCACCACCACACACUGGCACCUCCAGUGCUGUGCCACCACCCCCUCCCCCUCCACUGCCACCUCUCCUACAUUAGCAUCCAUCCAUUUUUGUUUUGUUUUGCUUUUGUAGCAGUUGGCCACAUUCGGGUCGCUGGUGAGCUGGAGCCUAUCCCAGCUGACUUUGGGCGAGAGUCGGGUACAGCCUGGACUGAUCACCAUCACAAUUGCCAACUAUUCACAUUCACACCUAUGGACAAUUUCGUCUUCAGUGACCCGAACAUGCAUGUUUUUGGAGUGCGGGAGGAAGGUUAAUUUGGGAAGAAUGCGGGAUACCCCCUAGGCUAGUCCAAAGCACUUUUGAUUUUCCUUCUGUCAGAAAGGUGCUAUACAAACUUGCCUUGACUUGGACUGGUAUUAAUAAAAACACUAAUAAUGGGAUAAAAAUUUAAAACAUUUGUUUUUAGUUUAAGCCUUAUAAUACCCUUCCCACAUGCUGUAACACACAUUAUUAAUUGUUUUUUCAAACACAAGUAAACAUUCUGCGACAUAGCGGGGCUGCGAUAGGUGAACUGUGAUAUAGCGGCGAUUACUGUAUGCCAUAUAUGUGGAUCAAACUUGCUACUUUUAGCCAUUCAGUCGAGGUGCACAUUUCCUGCAUGUUAUGAGCAAUACUGUCCAGUGCAGGGAAAUGAAAGCACUUAUUUCGAUUUAGGUCUAUGUACGGACCUCGUAAUACACUCUAUAGAGCGGCAGCAACAAUACCUUCAACAUGUUUCGACAUCGGCCCCACGACAUUCCGAACAAACAAGCUCAAACAGGGAUUCCUCAGUUUUCCCCUCUUCAUUUCCUUCGCCCUUCCUUAUUGUUUAGAAUGCAUUCUACUCACCAAGAGAGUCAACCUGGGGGGAAAAAAGACAUGUGACAGUGAUAAUAUGCUUAUUAAAUGCUCAGCUCAACAAGUCAUGACUGUGUUUUACAUGCUCAGCAGAGGCUGAACCAGAAGGCAACUGGUCGUUAUCAUGUAAUAACUAUUCAUUAGUUUAGGAACACUUCAUUAGUGUUC